Molecule: messenger RNA, 369 nt
Organism: Knipowitschia caucasica
Lineage: Eukaryota; Metazoa; Chordata; Actinopteri; Gobiiformes; Gobiidae
Source: the annotation of a GenBank genome assembly
AUGUCAGCUUGCUCUGUGCAGCUGCGGCCGUUUGGCCUCGGAGAUCGAGAUGAGGGAGAUCUCACUGUAGCAGCUGCCCAGGCGGGGAGAGGUAAAUAUGCAGAGGAUUUGUUUGGAGAGCUCUUUAACGAGGCCCACUCCUUCUCGUUCCGGGUCAACUCCCUGCAGGAGCGCGUGGACCGCCUCUCCAUCAGCGUCACGCAGCUGGACCCCAAAGAAGAAGAAUCCAGGGUGAUCCCUAUGGAGGCGCAUGGGCUGAAGCUCGGGUGUCAAAGCAGAGGGGAAUCACAGAGGUAUAAUGCCAUGCUCCGAGGCACCGCAUCGAUUUACCAUGAGCCACUGGGGUGUUUACGGCACGGCCAGUCUUAA